AGAGAGAGAGAGAGAGAGAGAGAGAGAAAAGACCGGCAACUCUUCCUCCUGGCAGACACUUGGAUCAGUAUCUCAGAAUCGUAGAGAUUACCGCGAGAGAUGCCAGGCCUCCUCCAGCUCUUCGUCGCCCUGGGCUUCACGUGGGCCUUCUCUGCGGCGUUUGCCAUACCCGUGCCCGGAGACGACGACCUCCGCUCUGCUGUGGCCGUGUCGAAGUUGGUGUUGGCUCAGCAGGCGGUGUUCUUCCGGGAGCUGAUCAACGCCACGCGGGAACGGACGAACGGUUGUGCACCUCAUGUUCGGUCGGAAAUGAGUGCUAGCUGUCCAUCACCAUUCGCCAACAUUAUGGGAGAGUGUUUCUACCUCAGCAAGAUAUUACUCACGUGGGACCAAGCCCGCACGCACUGCCUGGGUAUGGGGGCCGACCUCGCCGUGCCAAGACACCUGUACGGCCUCAAGUCCUAUGUUGUUGGCCAAAACGGUCCCACUGCAUCCUGGGUCGGUGCCCAAGAAAUUGAAAUGGAAGAGCCUGAAGCCACAGACGUCGAAGCCAAAAACGAAGAAUCCCGUUGGCAGUGGGUGGAUGGUAGCGUGGUUGAUCCUGAGUUCUUCUUCUCCAAACCUCCCAACAGGAGACCCAACCAAAAAGUAUGCUUUGAACUCAGGAAGGACCGACACCCACCGCUCGAGUUCAAGACCUGCAAUGUUCCCCAAAAGUUUAUUUGUCAACUCUACUAGAGGGAUUGAUGUGGAUGAUGGAUUGUGAAGUAUUUGUGAAACUGAGGGACAACACGCAUCUUAUGUGAUGUAGCUGUAGGGUAUUUAUUGUAUCGUUAUAUAUUUAUUUACUGUAUAAUCAUAUAUUUAUUUACUGUGUAAUUAUAUAUUUAUUU
Penaeus indicus is the source of this 893-nucleotide messenger RNA. Its product is annotated as type-2 ice-structuring protein-like. Gene Ontology annotation, cellular component: plasma membrane. Lineage: Eukaryota; Metazoa; Arthropoda; Malacostraca; Decapoda; Penaeidae. Gene Ontology annotation, molecular function: transmembrane signaling receptor activity. The coding region runs from base 100 to 738 and encodes 212 amino acids. The transcript is spliced from 3 exons. The record is from RefSeq and is a predicted model, not a curated record.